This is a messenger RNA of Temnothorax curvispinosus, 714 nucleotides long. RefSeq lists its product as uncharacterized. The transcript has 3 exons. The record is from RefSeq and is a predicted model, not a curated record. Lineage: Eukaryota; Metazoa; Arthropoda; Insecta; Hymenoptera; Formicidae. The coding region runs from base 14 to 676 and encodes 220 amino acids.
GGAAGAACGUCAUAUGCUCGAGGCUGAAAAGAGAUUUGCUGUUAGACGCAACGCAGAUGAAAUUCAUGCGAGAUACGAAGAGUAUUUCAGGUUUGCACAGCAAGAGUUGGAGGAGAAGUUGCAGGUUGAGUUGAGGGAUACAGAUGAGAAACGCAACAAGGAACUGCAAAAGGCCAUCGUAAAAGCGCGAAUAGAUACAACGCACGACGUGUUAAGAAAAAUACGGCCUCAAAUAAACUUGAUCGUUACGUCUCUCUACAAUGAGUUUGAGCAAAUUCAUCGCGCGCAAAGAGAAAAGAUGAUUGCUGAUUUUAAUAAGAUCAUGAGGAAACAGUAUCUCAAACAGGAUGUAAAAAUCAGAGAAAUUGAGAAGAAGAAAAUGGAAGAGUUGCAUGUCCAACGUCGUGAACUCGAGAUACAAAAUGUAAUGAAUAUUAUUUAUAUUUUUUGCAUGGAAAAAUUACGUUGCAGCUCGCAACUGCAAGCGGUACAGAAACAUUUUGAGGUAAAUAUAUUAUCUGUUUCGAAUGGAAAUUUGAAAUGUAUCUGUACUUACGUAUCUUUCUUUUCAUCAAAACGAUUAGAUGAAAUGUUAAAAGAGAAGUUGAAAGAUAUAUCUUAUCUAACAUAUCUUAUCUUACUUUAUGAUAAAUGCAUUUUUUAUAAAAUGCCCUGAUGGAAAUAUUUUACUGAAAAUAUGAAUAAAAUUUUACU